Molecule: messenger RNA, 1366 nt
Organism: Tachyglossus aculeatus (Australian echidna)
Lineage: Eukaryota; Metazoa; Chordata; Mammalia; Monotremata; Tachyglossidae
Gene: CCNP
Product: cyclin P
Exons: 10
Coding region: 1-1152 (383 amino acids)
Biological process (GO): regulation of cyclin-dependent protein serine/threonine kinase activity; mitotic cell cycle phase transition
Cellular component (GO): cytoplasm; cyclin-dependent protein kinase holoenzyme complex; nucleus
Molecular function (GO): cyclin-dependent protein serine/threonine kinase regulator activity
Source: RefSeq, a predicted model, not a curated record
AUGCGCCAGAGUGUUACCUCCCCCUACAACCCCCAGCCCACGUGCUGGCCCCGGCCCCCAUGGCAGCGCUACCAGCUGCUGCCCAUCCUCGAGACCCCCACACCCCUCCAGCCCCCGAAAGCAGGGGCUCUUUUAUACUUUGUCACAGGCUGGAUUGGAGAGUCUCCCCUCUCCUCAAAAGCCUCCCGUUCCCCUCUGCAUCAAGGAAAAACUUCUCACCAUCAGAUUAUCACGUCGGGAGCCCAACCCUCCACGCCGCCCGUGGGGCCCAGAAACCUAACGGUCAACGAGGCAUCGGUGCCCGAGGCAGCCCCGUCCGGAUUAACGGGGGGUCCCACGCCGCCCCCGGGACUGGCGGAGGCGUUGGGGGCGCUGGGCCUAGACGGGGAGCGCGAGUAUGCGGGGGACAUCUUUGCCAGCGUCAUGUUCCCGCAGGCUGACCGCGCGCUCCCGAGCCCGGACCUGUCUCCCGCCGUGACCCCGGAGAUGCGUGCCCUCGUGGUGGACUGGCUAGUCCAGGUGCAUGAGUACCUGGACCUGGCCGGGGACACGCUCUUCCUGGCCGUGCACCUGCUGGACUCCCUCCUGCGCGCCGCCCCCGUGCGCCCGCGCCGCCUGCAGCUCCUGGCUGUCGCCUGUUUUUUCCUGGCCUGUAAAGUGGAGGAAUGCACGUGCCCCGAGCCCGCCUCCCUCUGCCUCCUGGGCGCCGGUUCCUUCUCCCCUGCCGAGCUGCUGCGGGCUGAGAGGCGGGUGCUGAGCCGCCUGGACUUCCAGCUGCACUACCCGGGCCCCCUGCUCUGCCUCCGGCUUCUCGCCGCCCUGGCCCGGGCCCCCCAACAGGUCCUGCUUCUGGCCCAGUAUUUCCUGGAGCUGUCCCUGCUGGAGGCCGCGCUGCUACGCUGGGAGCCGGGCCGCCGAGCCGCGGCCGCCCUGGCCUUGGCUCGAGGGAUGCUGGCGGAAGCCGCGGGAGCCCCCGGGCUCGUUGUCUACAGCGAGGCGGAGCUGGAGCCCAUCCAAGCCUUCAUGGUCCGGUCGGCGCUCGGCGCCCCUGCUGCCGGUCUCGGGGCCAUCUUCCUCAAGUACGCGCGGCCCCAGCGGCUCCAGACCAGCCUCACGGCCGCCUCCCUCCUCCGCCACCGGCCUCAGCCCUGACGGUCGCCCCCCGCCCCUUGGCCGCUUCGCCCCGGCGAGCCGAUCCCUAUCGCUGGCCGCGAGGGGCGGGGAAAGCCGGGGGAUUAAAAAAGAAAUCUGUGCGUGUCCAUGUGUGUCUGUAUGUGUCUGUCCCUCUGCCUCUGUCCGUUCGUCCGUCCGCGCUGACCCCGGGGCGGCCGAGGGUUCAAUAAAGUGCUGUUCUGUUUUAGGCCUC